AUGAUGCACACCGCCAUCUUCAUCUGGGCGUCGCUGGGCUUCUUCGAGAUGCGACCCAAUGAAAGCGAAGUCACCAGCGACGCGGACGACGAGGAUGAGGAGGGCGUCGCUGCCGCAAGGGAAGGGCAGUCUGUGGGCAGCUCUGCAUUGCAAGAACCGUCGGACCCGCUCGACGUCGAGGGGUUUUUAUUUGCGUUGGGGGACUACCUGCGUUUCUUCUGCGCUGAAACUGCGACGAUGUCGAGGGACACGCUCGCAGAGCACACGGCACUAAUGCGCAACGGUCUUUGGCGUGCGCUCUUCAACGCUGUGUUUUACUGCGUGACCGUGUUGGACGCACGCCGCCGCCGCUCUGGCUCGCUGUCCAGCAAAGAGCGGGAGGUGCGCUCGGGUGGUCCGGAGGACGAGUACGAGGUGGUUUUCCCUUCCUCCGCGGACGACGACGAGCCAGACGAGGAGCGCGAGGCAGCAGUGCGGCUUAGCUGGCGGGUGCCCGGGGAGUCGGAGGAGGCGCGCGCGGCGCGCUGUGCGCGUGAUCCGCUUCCAUCUAUGAGUCCUCUGUGGGCUGGCGGACCGCCCUCCCAUUUCCGAGGUAGGGAGGCGACGACAGAGGAAGGGGAGGACAACGCUUGGCGUCUGCGCGGUCAGAAUAUCGGACCAGAGCGGCGCACACCACUGCUGGAUCUGUACAGCGGCCGGCUGCGUGCGCCGCUUCCCACGGCAGACUGGUACUUCACGUUGCGCUGUCUCACCCAGAUUGGGUACAGGCGCGACACCUUCUACCUUCAAACGCCCUUUUCCGCCUCCCCGCUUGAGCUGCUGCUCGCCCUGUUGUGGUUGACGCAGCAAUACAAGCUGCUGGCGAUGGCCGAGUACGUAGAGUUGAACCGACGGUACGGUUUUCUGCUGCAGUACCACGUGGAGGACUCGUUUUGGCGCGGCUCUGCGCAUGGGUCAGCAGGAGCGCACACGAACGCCCUUGUGUCGCGGCGCGGGCAGACUCGAGAGCGCAUGCUUUACCACCUGUCCAAUGCCUCGGUGUGGCCACCCGUCAGCUUCGAGGAGAACAGCGCCGUCCACCUUCGGCUCGUCCAGCUCGAGCGUUGUCUCGGGCGAUCUGCGCCGCACGAGUCAACUACCACGUCAGCGACGCUGCAGGUGCGGCGCCUGAUGGCCGUGCAACGACUCAUCAGCCUUUCCUUCAAUCGCCUGCACCACGCACUGCAGCGUCAGGCGGAGCAAACUGUCCUCCUCGGGCUUCACUCCCCGUUGGAUGCGCAGCUGUGCCGCAAGGAGCACCACGACUUGUACGAGGAGGUGAUGGCCGGUCUUACCUACGUGCAAGGGACAGAGGCUCGUCUGCAGACGGCCGCAGCAAGCUUGGCGAAGGCUGGCUCGCUCGUGGCCUUCCUUCUGCGCUACGAAGACACAAACGUCUCUGCGGAAGAGGUGCUGCUCGCUCUGGAGGAGGACGACGCGACGUGGCUCGACAGCGACAGCGUCUACGGCAACGACGAAGACGGCGAGGAGGCGGAUGAUGCGCAACGCAACCGGUGGAAACCGCAGCAGAGCACGAAAACACCCAAAAGAACGGCGGCGGAGCGAUGGCGUCGAGCGGUGCGACGUGGCGCGCUGCCACCGCCACCACCACCACCGGCCUCGUCGUCGCUCCCGACCUCGGCGGCCGCGCUCGCGCAGUCCCUCUCCACCUUCCGCGCCACGCAGUCGCGCGCGUCGCUGACCGAGACAUGGAAGCGGCUGCUACGGCGCAGUCACGUGGCGCCACACACAAUUCCUCCAGAAAACCUGCGUUUCUUGCUGGACGUGGAAGCGCAGCGAAUCCAAGAGGCGCGCGUGCGAGAGAACAUGAGGUCCCGCUACUCGCUACAGGCUGCAUUGGCGGCGGAGCUGGCGGUGUUGGGCUACGAACGCCAGCAGCGGCGUCAGCGUAGCUCGUCGCACAGCCCCCUCCGCCGUGAUGCGAAGCUGGUCGACGAAUCCGUCAGCAGCAGACGGACGGCCGACGCGGACACAGAUGCAGAGGCGCGCCCCGUGCGUGUGGCGCUGCCAGCCAUGGAACUGGUCACCAACGCGGCGGUCACGUUUGCUCAGUUGCAGGCGGAGGAGGAGGCCUACGGACCCGUGGCGUUGAGCACGGCGGAGCUGCAGCUGACGGAGGUGGGUGAACCAGCUGCGGGGUCGACGACGUCUGCCCAGCUCGAGUUGGCGCGUCUUCAGGCCUGGGAAACGGAGCUGGAUGCCCAGCUGGACGUGCAGGCACAGACAGAGGCGCGAGUGGCACAUUGCAAGACGACACUCGAGACUCUCUUCCACCAGUUUGGGCUCCGCAUGGCUACGCCCAUUGUGCCAGGGAAGACGCACUGA
Leptomonas pyrrhocoris is the source of this 2385-nucleotide messenger RNA. RefSeq lists its product as hypothetical. The transcript has a single exon. Lineage: Eukaryota; Euglenozoa; Kinetoplastea; Trypanosomatida; Trypanosomatidae. The record is from RefSeq and is a predicted model, not a curated record. The coding region runs from base 1 to 2385 and encodes 794 amino acids.